This is a messenger RNA of Polistes dominula (European paper wasp), 1014 nucleotides long. Its product is annotated as glutathione S-transferase 2-like. The record is from RefSeq and is a predicted model, not a curated record. Gene Ontology annotation, molecular function: glutathione transferase activity. Gene Ontology annotation, biological process: glutathione metabolic process. NCBI's taxonomy places the organism in Eukaryota, Metazoa, Arthropoda, Insecta, Hymenoptera, Vespidae.
UGCUUUGUGGAAAACAACCGAUAAUUGAAUUAAAAGUUGGGAACGUUGCUUAGCGAUAACCGAGACAGUUUCAUCGAUCCAUCGAAUUAGUACACCUUCACAUACAUACAUGUGGGGUAUAUCGUGGUAUAUCGUUAGAUUAUCGUUGAACAAAUUCAGACGAGUCAACGUUGCAUUAGAAAAAAAUAAUGCGUAAGAGAUAGAUAAAUCGAUUUGUUCAAAAAUUUGAGCUAAUAAUUGUUCAAUCUGUAUUAUGAGUCUUAAAACAUUUGUAAAUAAAUCCGUCCCGACUCUAUACAUGACUGAAUUAUCUCCACCAGUUAGGUCAGUUUUAAUGACGGCUUACAUACUUGGUCUUCCAUUGUACAAGAAAGAAAUAAACUUAAUCUCUGGUGAGCAACGAAUGCAGGAAUAUUUACAGAUGAAUCCACAAGGAACGGUACCGUUAUUACAAGACAAGGAUUACUGUCUAUGGGAUAGUCACGCGAUAUCGGGAUAUUUGGUAGACGAGUACGGAAAAUCCGACAUGCUUUAUCCGAAAGAUUCGAGAAAACGUGCUCUAGUUGAUCAAAGAUUGCACUUCGAUACGGGAAUCCUUUAUCCGGAAUUUCGUAACAUCGUGCUGUUCGUGCCAUCGACGGGAAAAUAUCUCCAUCUGGAAAAUUGGUUGAGGACGUGCAAGAACGAGAUACCUGGGUACGAGGAAGUGAAUCAGCCUGGUCUCGACAAGCUCGUGGAUUACGUGAAGAUUCUCUUAAGAAAAUAAUAACUAAAUCUAUGGGCGUUUUUUGAAUAAAACAUACAAGCAAUUUCCAUUUUAUUAAUCGUUCCACGUAGCAUAUACAUGCGUAUACACACGCAUUACAAUUUACAGGAUUAUCGGCUUAUGGAAAGGGUUCUCAUAUACAUACACGUUCCAUCUCGUGGGAAAUACUUGAUUAUUGUUUACAAAUAUUUAUCAAGAAAAUCGGUUAACUUCAUGAAGAUUCAUUAAUUAUUCAACAUUUUCAUUAU